UAUAUAAAAUAUACUAUAGUGUAUAAGAUGUUAUAUUAAAAUGUGUAAGAUAAUAUUAAGUGUGUUGGAGUAAUUUUGGUGGGAUUAAUUAAGAAAAGACCAGGAAUAAAAAAUUUAAUGGGGAGGAAUAAAUUGUGGUGUUCUCCCCAUCAGGAAUAGGAAUAGUAAUUUUAGUUGGAAUUCAACUACACCUAACUGAUUUAACUUUUAUUAGUCAGUAAUGAUGAAGUUUGCUGUAUUGGCUUUGUUCACAGUUUUGACUUCGGGCAUCUUUGUAUCAGCCGAUGAAUUAGACUUGAGGAAAUUGGGGUUUGUCCUAUACGGAAAACACGGUGAUGGUACUGCUACCGCAGUAGACAGUGGUAAAUGCCCACUUGGUGCUCUUCCUGCCACCGUUUUCCUCCACAAGACUUUUGCCAAGGGUGAUCAUUUCUUCACAUGGGUCAGACCAGUCCACGGCAAGGUAAACAAAGUUGUCUGUGGAAACCACUUGGUCUGGGAGGCAGUCGGAGACGAAGUACUUUUGGACUUGCACUUUGUAGGUAGCAAGGAGAGUAAGAAGUUUGUCCAUUUGGAAGUUCUUCACCCCUUGGGAGGAGCAGUUCAUCUGUUCCUUGCCUUCGCCGCAGGAGCAAAUCCAGGUACUGCUAAGGCCGUUGGUAUGGCUGCUUUUGUAGCCGCCCUCCACGAGUUGGUCAAGGACGUUCACAAAGCUGAAGGUCUUCCAGCACAUCAUCUCGUAAGCGCGCUAGCACUUCAUGCUGCUUAAUCUAAUAAUUAAUAAGUAAAGUCAACGUCUUAAGUUUAAAAAAUCAUUUAGUAUUAAACAAACGGGACUUUUUGUUUAAUACGGUGUAAAAACACAUAAUUUAGUCCUAU
Theileria parva strain Muguga is the source of this 879-nucleotide messenger RNA. RefSeq lists its product as uncharacterized. The transcript has a single exon. Bases 221 to 769 code for a protein of 182 amino acids. NCBI's taxonomy places the organism in Eukaryota, Apicomplexa, Aconoidasida, Piroplasmida, Theileriidae. The record is from RefSeq and is a predicted model, not a curated record.